Molecule: messenger RNA, 285 nt
Organism: Nomia melanderi (Alkali bee)
Lineage: Eukaryota; Metazoa; Arthropoda; Insecta; Hymenoptera; Halictidae
Source: RefSeq, a predicted model, not a curated record
AUGAGUUCCGCACGAUUCUUGAUCAUCUUCGCCGGUCUGAUCGCCGCUUGCUCCGCCGGUUUGAUACCAGCAGCGGUCCCAGCCGCGGUUGCGGCUCCUGUCCCAGCUGCCCUCACGGUCGGAACGUACGCUAGCAGCUACAACGCCCACGCGAUCAACCACGCGAUCGCUGCACCUUACAUCGCCAGCCCUGUGGUCGCCCAUGCCGCUGCCCCCAUCGCCCCGGUCGCCUCCUAUGCCUACUCCAGUUACCCGGCCGCGGCGCUGAUCGCCGGCAGACGCUGA